This is a messenger RNA of Sphaeroforma arctica JP610, 813 nucleotides long. RefSeq lists its product as hypothetical. The record is from RefSeq and is a predicted model, not a curated record. NCBI's taxonomy places the organism in Eukaryota, Ichthyosporea, Ichthyophonida. Gene Ontology annotation, cellular component: plasma membrane. The coding region runs from base 1 to 813 and encodes 270 amino acids. The transcript has 6 exons.
AUGGCAGAAGUUGUAAGUGGUAUCGGAAAGUCCACAGCUGCUGACGAUGCUGGGUGUCUCGAGGAACCUGAUAUGACUAUGAUCAUCAACUCUCUCAGUAAAGCUAUACAUGAACAGAUCGUACUUACCCAGACUAAAGGCGACACGGCAGGAUCGGGUAUAUUUGAUGAAACUGAACAUCCAAUCAUGAAAGCUCAACUGCCUGAAGAUUACAAAGAACGAUGCAUCGACCAGGAGAAUAUCACAAGAUUUUUGGUGGCCUUUAGCGGAGCAGCCAAGCUUACUGCUGGGAGUAUGCUGAUUGUUUCGAUCUUCAUUUCGAGAUUAAUUGUUCGCAUCGGGCUGCGUAUUCACAAUCAUACGUGGAAGCGCAUCGUUAUCGGCACAUCAAUUGUAGUUAGCAAGGUGUGGAUCGACAUACCUGUGCACAAUUCGGAUUUCAAGCUCGUACUGCCGGCUCUUGCAGCUGACGGGCUCUUGAAACUGGAACGAGAAUUAGGUCUCAUGGCAUACAACGUUUCGGUUUCUCGAGAGGACUACGCUUGUCACUACUAUUGUAUCCGCUCAUCAGAUGACAACACGGGGGCCGUUCUCACUUGUGUCAAGGAGUUUGUAAAUACAACCGGACCUUCACCUACCAGUUGCGCAUCUAAACAUGAGCACCUUCCGAUAUUAGACUCUGGAGAAAAUCUUGCGCAUCUUAAUCCCACACUCACUUGGGAUGGAAUAGUUCCCGAUGUGGUGUUUGGGAAGUCGUGCACUCGAUCAUCUGAGACCUUACCGAAGUGGACUUCCCUUACAUCAUCAGAGUAG